Phasianus colchicus (ring-necked pheasant) is the source of this 3912-nucleotide messenger RNA. It is a transcript of the gene SST, whose product is annotated as somatostatin. Gene Ontology annotation, cellular component: extracellular region. Lineage: Eukaryota; Metazoa; Chordata; Aves; Galliformes; Phasianidae. Gene Ontology annotation, molecular function: hormone activity. Gene Ontology annotation, biological process: regulation of cell migration. The record is from RefSeq and is a predicted model, not a curated record.
CCACCAGAAAGUUGGGAUUAGGGUUAGGGUUUAAGGUCCUUUCCACUUGAAAAUAUUCUGUGAAAGUUUGCAGGCAGAAGGAAGCUGAUGUCCUGCAGUUUGUCUCUGGCCUCACUUGGAUCUGCUGCACAGAAAGACCAGCUGCAGCCCACAGUGGCCAGGAGCAACCAGAAGAAUUUCACAGCUCUGGCUCCCAGAUCACAGCUUGGCACUACAGUGUGGCUGACUGCUGCAAUAGUCCCGAGGACAUCUGACUGCCUGCAUUUCCCAUUGCCCAGGAGGAACAGGAGACACUGCAAAGUUCUUACUCUGAAAUGGAAUGCUGAAACUCUCCUGCUGAAGAACACCAGAAUGAUUCUUCAGAAUUCUGCCUGAGAGCACCAAGAAUUUUGAUCCUUUCAACAUUUUAUCCAGGAACAAAGUUCAAAUCUAAUAGAAGCUCCAUCUCAGACCAUUAGAACAAACACAGAUGACUACAGAUGCUCUGGCUCUGCUCUUACCUUUACAAGCUCUGCAACCUCAGCUGAAUCCAGGAGAGAAGAAAUGGACAAGGUGGGCAUCAGAGUCUUCCUGAGGCUGCUCUGGCUCAGGGUCCAAGCCAUCUCCUGAUGGGAUGCAGGACCAGAGGCAGCAAAGGAGCUUCUGCUUCGCCCCAGUGCUGUAGAAUGGCAGUCAGAGCCAACCUGUUCCUCCAGAUCUUGUCUCUGUGUGGCAGGCAGGGACACCAUCAAAAUCAGGGAUCCUCAGGGGGACCAAGGGUUUCUGCUUGUCUGGGACUAGGCUGCAGGGAGCAUUUCUGCAACCACAGCAGCACUGCUCCUAGCCUGAAGCCCCACUGAAUGUUACUACUUUGCAGAAGGAUGCCUUGCAUCCUAAUUCCUUGUGUACAGAUAACAAAAUGAAAUGUGAAAGAGAGGAAUAACCUUUUGUUGGGGCUGGACUCCUGCACACAGAGGUGCUGCAGAUGGUGAGCUGAGAAGCUGGGAUUUGGACAGGGCAUUAAGAAUGGCUUCUGAAAGCUCCGUAUGGACUAGAGUGUUAUCUCACACCUUUUACACCAGUACAACCACACUGGCCAUGAAAGACUUGGGGGUCACUUGCUGCUAGUGGCACAGCUAUGAGAAGUAGGGGAUUUGCUGCUGAGGGAAGCCACCCCUAGAAAACGUCUCUUGAAAGCAACUGAGAGGGUCAGGAUAGGGGUGGUGUCCUGACAUCUGCUGUCUUGGACACCUGCCAUGGUCAGGGCUGGCCCUGCUCCUUUAACUGCAGGAAGGAGGAGUGACAUGUUCAGGUCCAGCUGCUAGUAUGGUGAUGUGAGAGGUCUGAGAGUCAUGGCUCUUGAAGCUGGUCUGCUCUUUUUUUGGUCCAAAUCAAUCCAGUUGCAUUCUUUUGCACCAAAAUUUGGGGAGGAUGAAGUGGCUGAAAUGACGUGUGGCUGUAGAUGCCUGCCCAGGGGAAGGGAUGCACCCUGCAGGAUGGGCAGUUUCUGCUCAGCCUGGAGGUCUGCCUGGUUGGGAACCAGCAACCUGCACCAAUUUCUCUUGCUGUGCUGUAAAGCAGAGCAGGAACUUCUCCAUAUGAACUCUUUGUUCCCAGCUCAGCAACGCUAUGGUCGGGGAGUGUGGUGUUGGGGGAGCGUUAAUUCAGUACUAACUGAAAUAAUCCUUCUGGAGGUUUCUGGAGCAGUAGCUCGCUCUUUGUUCCCACAAGCCUUUGACUUUCUGCUGCUGGGAAUGGGAGGAGGGGUCCCUUGACACCACGUGUCUAAGUAGUAGCGGGGCCCUUCGCAAUUUUCUCUGCUCCUGACACCUGGGACAGUGCUGACGUGGACCAUCCUUCCGGGUGUAGGGAGCCGUCCUUCCAGCAGUUUUGCCCGCUGUGGGCUGCAGCAGCCCGCUGGGGAUGGGCAGGGAGAGGGGGGGGGAGACCAACAGGAUGGAAGCGUUCCCACUGAAGUUUUAGAGGCUUUGAACCCGACACCGGGGGGGUUCCCUGCGGGCUCAGCAGGAACCUGCACGGCCAAGACAUCGCUCGUGCCCUCUUUCCUGAGCUGCGGAGAUGUCGCAGAGCCGGGCUCUGUGCGGCCGGCUGAGAGCAGAGCUGCCCCGACGGCGGCCGGAGCAGGUCGGGGACUUUGUUCGGAGAGCUCCGCGGGAACCGGGGAGGCAGAAAGAGCCCCUGGGGGUAGCUCUGCAUCCCUCGAUCCAUGCUGGAACCGGAGGCAAAUCCGCCCUUAAGGGAAGGAUUUGCAGCUUCGCCGCUGUGCGGUCGUUUGUUACCCGGCGGGGCGGGAGAGCCGAGCUACGAGAGGAGCUUCGGCACCGGGGCCGUGGGGAGGGCGGUGCACAGCCAGGACCCCUCACCGCCCCCUAUGGGGGCUUUGAAGCUCGGGGAGGAGAGAACGGAUGAGUAGAGUCGAGGAUGGGAUAAGCAGCGGUUUGGGGAGAAAAACCCUCCGGAGAACGGGCCGGGGGGAGGAACGCAACCGAGGGGAGCAUCGCAGGUGUCUGGCCGGCCCCGGGCAGAGCGGAGCAUCCCCGGCCGCGGCCCUCCUCCCCCCCGGGCCGGGCAGAGACCCACCCCCGGCGGCGUGGGGCGAGGGGGGCGCCCCCGCCUUGACGUCAGGAGAAGGGUUUAAAAAGGCGACGGGAGCCGAGGAGAUCCCCAACGCCGGAGCCGAGCCGCAGCGGAGCCGUCAGCUCUUCCCCGCCGCCUCCUGCCCGAGCCCGACCCGCCGGCGAGAUGCUGUCGUGCCGCCUGCAGUGCGCCCUGGCCCUUCUCUCCAUCGCCCUGGCCGUCGGCACCGUCUCGGCCGCCCCCUCGGACCCGCGGCUCCGGCAGUUCCUGCAGAAGUCCCUGGCUGCCGCCGCCGGGAAGCAGGAACUGGCCAAGUACUUUUUGGCAGAACUGCUCUCAGAGCCAAGCCAGACAGAAAAUGAAGCUCUGGAGUCGGAGGACUUGUCCCGAGGGGCCGAGCAGGACGAAGUGAGACUGGAGCUGGAGCGCUCGGCCAACUCAAACCCUGCGCUGGCUCCCCGGGAACGCAAAGCGGGCUGCAAGAACUUCUUCUGGAAAACUUUCACAUCCUGUUAGCUUUUGCAACCCACCUGUCCUCCCCAUCCACCCCUGCCUUCUUCCUAUUCCCCCGCCCUGAGCAGAACCUUCACCACGAGAGGCGAAGACUGUAAAUACACGGUCCACGGUUAUGGUGAAAAUAAACACACAAGGAAUAUUUGAGUUUGAUUUCGAGUUGUUUUAAUAAAACUUUCAGUUCCAAUUGUACACAGUUUGCUUGAGUUGUGAUUUCUGACUAGUUCUUUAAUGACAUGCACUCUGCGAUUCUUUCAGAUGUACUAUUUUUAAUUCUUUGUUGCAAUAAAUUUUAUGUUUCGAACAGUGAUGCUGAGACUGGCUGGUCACUCAGAAAAGCUAAGUCCCUUCGCUCAGCCUUCUUGUCUUGGAAACACUGCCUGUCUCAGGGCAAAACCAGUGAGCAGCAGCUCAGUCUGCACACACAAAUGCACGGGCACAAUUUCUCUAAGUGAAAUUUUUUGCUGCGGUCUUUCUGUGGUACCCAGAUAUUCCACAGCAUUUUAGACAUCAGCUCCCUGUAAUUGGGGUUGAGUCAAAUCCACAGCGCUGCUGGUUUGGCUGACCUAGAGGAUUUACACCCAAUAGCACAGUAAAUCACAGCUGCGCAUUUGCAGAGAUGGGAUUGUAAAAGAGGAUCACAGCACAGGCUCACCCAUGCAUACCUUAUUCCCUCCUCACUCACAAACACUGAAAUGUUUUCUUACCUUUAUUCUUUCCACCAUCACCAACAAAAUGCAGCUGAUAUUCCCUUGGAAAGUUCUCCUUUGUUCCACUGCAUCCCCGUAAAGGCGCAAUAUUAAGCCUGCACUAUCAGUAUCU